AUGGAGCUCCGGCGGCGCCAUGCCGCGGGCGCUGCAGGCCUCUCGGCUGCGCCCGAGCCACGCGUGGUGCUAUCCGAGUCUUUACUGCGUCGCCGCCGCCCGUUGGUGCUCGCGCGUCCACUGCGCUCCGCGUUCCAGCGCCUGGCCAAGCCCAAGAAGGUUUCGACCACUGAGGACCAAGCAGCCAUCUCGAGCAACUCGAGUGCAAGCGCCCACACGCUCAGCGGCAAGCGCCGGCGCGGGUCGGAGGAGGUCGCCGCACCAGCCUCUGGCAGCCACUUGAAGCUGCAGCGCUUCGCCCCGACGCAGCGACUCGUGGACGACUGGGCGGACUUCUGCCUGUACCUGGAACUGGACAAUGCGAGUGACGCGCAGACGCUGGAGGACGCCCACGCGGUGGUACAAGUGGCGGCCAGCGCCCUGAGAGCCGCGGGCUGCCGCGUGGCUGUUCACAGGCUGCAGGCCCCCGACUCGGAGGUGCUGGCCGCUACCAAGGAGGACACGCAGGCCUUCGCGCUCUCAAUCGGCAGUGAAGUGCCCGACCAGAGCGUCACGGAGCGAGGCGCGUGGGCCGGCCGAGUGGCCAUGCAACUGGCCCCGUGGGUCACGCAGCACCCGGACUACACGAGCCACGUGCUGCCUCUGAGGGGCGCGGCGCAGUGCCAAAGACUGUGUAAACUGAUACUGGCCGAGCUCAGACUGGAGCUGGACGUCUGCUGCUUGCACGAAGACGGACACGGAGAACUGGGCAAACUGACGGGCGUGCCUGUGCUGCUGAGCGCCAGGGAGAAGCUGCUGUCCCAGGUCAUGCGGGCCGACGGACUCACGAACGUCGUGCUGUACCCGCUGCAUCGAGACGAAGCGAGACGCCAGUUGACAAGGCGCUGGGGCGCGCAGAGCGCCUUGGCGCUGCCCCCGCUGGAGGAAAUCUACGCGUACUUUGGGCCGAGAAUCGCCAUGUACUUCGCGUGGCUGGCGUUCUACACGCGGAUGCUGGUGCUGCCGAGCGUCUACGGGGUCGUGGUGCACGUGCUCGGGCUGUUGAAUCUGGCCCCCAGCUACACGGUGCACUGCGUCUUGGUGGCGAUCGGCACCUCGCUCAUUGCCGACAUGUGGCGCCGGCGACAGAGAGAGGUAGAGUUCGCGUGGGGCUACGAUGGCGUGCUGUCGUCCGUGCACGCGACGACGAGACUGCAGUUUCGAGGCGAGUGGAUGCAAGACCCCGUGACAGGCGCGAGGUGCUUCGACUUCCCACACCACAAGCGGCUACUUCGACAGCUUCUGGCUGUUCCGUUGCUGGUGUCCAUGUGCUGCUUGGUCGGGGGCUAUGUUAUCGGGCUUCACGUGCUCUCGGAGCGUCUUCGAGCGAGUUACAGUGAGAGCUGCCGCCGGGCGUGGGCGCGAGAAGAGCAGGUUACGACGAGUGCUGGAUAUUGGGCGUACGUUGCGGAUAAAUGGGUGCCAAGUGACGAUAUGAUGGUCUGUGGACUGGUUUCGCAUGGGCCAAGUGUCAUGAACGCAGUGAUUAUCUACGUUAUGGACAAUUUGUACCAGUUAUUAGCUCGGAAGCUCACGGAAUUUGAAAACUACCGCACUCUCGACGAGCACGAAGCGCAUCUGGUCGCCAAGCGAAUGCCUUUCCAUCUUGUGAACAGCAACGCGUCUCUCUGGUUUCUCGCCUUCUACGUCCGUCGUCUGGAUCGAGUUCGUGAGCGAUUAUGGAUUUUGCUAGUGGCAACGCAGUUGAUUGAUAACUUCAAGGAGGUGGGAUUGCCCCUCGCGGUGUCAGUUGGUGGCCAAGUGCUGACAGCGGAGAACAAGCGACGUCGUCGACAGAGUCUCGAGAGCCUCCAGAGUGAGGACAUUGAAGGCAGUCUUCGACCCCGCAGGAAAAACUCCAUGCCUCAACUUCGAGCAAAGCAGGAACGUGAGCGAGUGGAUGUUGCGAAAGCUGCUACUGAACAGCGCUUAGCUCGAGUGCUCAUGCAAAAGCGGCAAGCCACCUAUCGUGACACGUUUGCAGACUACAAGGAGCUCAUGGUGCAGUUUGGCUACGUGACUCUGUACAGCCCAGUGUUCCCCCUUGCCGCAGCAUUCGCUUGGCUGAACAAUGCAAUCGAGAGCCGAUCGGACCUCCUCAAGCUGGUGAACCGCCACGGAUAUCAACGACCAAUUGCAAUGCAUGCGAGAGGCAUCGGCGUCUGGGAGAAGGUGCUGGUGAGUUUCGCCGGGGUGGCUGUUGUGGUCAAUUGCGCUCUCGUGUGGACCUACGAGCUAGACGAGUUACUGCCUGCGUGGACGGACCUUCAGCGAUUCGCUUUCAUUGUGGGGUGCGAGCAUGUGAUCUUUGUCAUAAAAGCUUGGUUGAACUGGGCUGCCCCUGAGGUGCCAGUAACCUCGUCGCUUGGCAAGAAGCCAGUGUUGCCGCCCGCUGGACACGCAAUUCCAGCUCAAACCGAGAGUCAUAUUUCACUUGCUGCAGUACACGGGUAG
Molecule: messenger RNA, 2493 nt
Organism: Phytophthora sojae
Lineage: Eukaryota; Oomycota; Peronosporomycetes; Peronosporales; Peronosporaceae
Exons: 1
Coding region: 1-2493 (830 amino acids)
Biological process (GO): chloride transmembrane transport
Molecular function (GO): chloride channel activity
Source: RefSeq, a predicted model, not a curated record